GCUGGGGCUGGUGGCUUGUUUCAAUCAAAGGGAAGGCAGAGGGAAGGGAGGCUCUGCGGAGAGAUGUAAGAUGGCAGAGCUACAAAUGUUGUUAGAGGAAGAGAUUCCGGCCGGUAAACGAGCGCUUGUAGAGAGUUACCAAAACCUCACCAGAGUAGCAGACUACUGCGAGAACAAUUAUGUCCAGGCCCAGGACAAGAGGAAAGCUCUGGAGGAGACCAAAGCCUACACCACCCAGUCCCUGGCCAGCGUAGCCUACCAGAUCAAUGCCUUAGCCAACAAUGUACUGCAGCUGCUGGACAUCCAGGCUUCGCAGCUGCGGCGCAUGGAGUCCUCCAUCAACCACAUCUCCCAGACGGUGGACAUCCAUAAAGAGAAGGUGGCCCGGCGGGAGAUCGGGAUCCUGACCACCAACAAGAACACGGCGAGGACCCAUAAGAUCAUAGCGCCGGCUAAUAUGGAGCGGCCGGUAAGGUACAUCAGGAAGCCCAUUGACUACACUGUACUGGACGACGUCGGCCACGGCGUGAAGUGGUUAAAAGCCAAGCAACAUGGAAACAAUCAGACGAUCAGAGGAGGGACCCUAUCGAGGACCAAUCCGCCGACGCAGAAGCCGCCGAGCCCUCCCAUGUCAGGGCGCGGCACGCUCGGACGCAACACGCCCUACAAGACCCUGGAGCCGGUGAAGCCGCCCACGGUGCCCAACGACUACAUGACCAGCCCCGCCCGUCUGGGCAGCCAGCACGGCCAGCAGCACAGCCCCGGACGCACGGCGUCGCUCAACCAGAGGCAACGCACACACAGUGGAAGCAGCGGGGGGAGCAGCAGCAGGGAGAACAGCGGCAGCAGCGGAAUUGGCAUUCCCAUCGCAGUGCCUACACCCUCCAUCCCCAUGUCUGGCCCAGUCCCACCCAUGUCUGCUCCCCUGGGAGCCCCGCCGCCUCCCCCACCCCCUCCUCCUCCUCCUCCUCUACUACCUCCACCUGCUCCCCCAAUGGCCGGGCUCACCCCCCCAGCACCAGCACCACCACCACCUCCACCACCACCACCCAUAGCGGUGGCCCCUGGGCCUGGUCUGGGCCCCGCUCCAAUGUCCCAGUUUGGAACCAUCUCGCGGCAGAUUUCGCGGCACAACCCUUCCAACUCCUCUAUCUCUAUGGUUUCGGCCACGGGCACCUACCGCCGGGCGCCGUCGGUCACUUCCCAGUUCUCCUUGCAGCAGCAGCAACAACUACAGCAGCAGCAACAGCAACAGCAGCAGCAGCAGCAACAACAACAGCAGCAGCAACAACAGCAGCAGCAGCAGCAGCAGCAGCAACAACAACAGCCUCAUAUUAAUGGAGGCACUCCCGGCUACGGCCAGAACUCAAUGUCUAUCGCUCCUCCUCCUCCCCCCAUGCCCCAGCUGACUCCACAGAUACCUCUGACUGGCUUUGUGGCCAGGAUGCAGGAGAGCAUUGCAGAUACCCCUACUCCACCUCCCCCUCCCCCUCCGGACGACAUGCCCUUGUUUGACGACUCUCCUCCACCGCCGCCGCCUCCUCCGGUGGAUUACGAGGAGGAGGAUGCUGCUGUCGUGCACUACAACGACCCCUACGCUGACGGAGACCCGCAGUGGGCUCCAAAGAACUACAUCGAGAAAGUGGUGGCCAUCUACGACUACGCCAAGGACAAGGACGACGAGUUGAGUUUCAUGGAGGGGGCGAUCAUCUACGUCAUCAAGAAGAACGACGACGGCUGGUAUGAGGGCGUGUGCAACGGCGUCACCGGCCUGUUCCCCGGCAACUACGUGGAGUCCAUCAUGCACUACGCCGACUGAAGGGACCUCGCAGUAACAGUACAGUCUAUUUAUUCAGUCAUAUCAUAAUCCACUGAGAGACUGACAGCAGAAAUCUUGACUCCGCAUAGACAUAACUGUAUGAUCCUCUUUUGAUAUGACAGAAUGUUCUUUCCCUAACUGAUUGCAAAUAAAAUGAAAAGUAAUAUCUAUUUAGUUUAUUUUGGUGUUAAAUGGGCGGGUGGGGGACAUUUAUGGAAUAUGUAAAAUAAUAAUUAAAAAAAAAAUGUUUUUAAAAGAAUUGGACUGCACGUGCUCUCGCCGGUUGAACUCAAAGACGAUGGUCGCACAGCUGAAGGAUGUACAUCUCGCCUGGACAAAGAUUUGUGAUUCAGAACUGAAUCCUUUUGUGAACAAGAGUAUUAGGUUUUAUGGAACAAAUAAAAAAAAAAAAUAAAUAAAAAAUGUUAAUGUCACGUACGCACCUUCAGUUGAAGUGUCUGUACUGUCAGUUGUAUAUAAUGUGAGCUGCAGCCGCUCUGGGUUUCUGUAAUGUAAAUUCAGUGAAUGUCGAUUAUAUGAUAGUUUUCAUUAGUGGUGCCCUCCACGACGCCAUGAGGCCCGUUUGUACGGUGAACAAACACGGACACGGCCUGUCAAUAAUCCACAAAUUUAAAUACUGUAAAUGGUAUUUCAAAGAAAGUUAUUUCUGAAAAAAAUCACUUUGGCGUUAAAAGCAUGCAAAAUUUUAAGAGAUAUAAUGUAAUCUUAAGUUUAUUGCCAUUAUGCUUCCAUUAUGUUGUAAGUGUACUCACCUUUUUUUAUUUUUUUUUGUUUUAAUUUUUAUUCCACUGUUGUAAUCACUGAACUUUUUAGACUCUGAAGUAAUUUUCAGGCUUUCCCGUGGUCUCACCUUUUUUUUUUUUUUUAAAUGCGGAUUUGUCAUUUUAACUUAAAAAAUCCUAAAAAUGAAAGAGAGAUCACUUUGUCGAGCGUUUCGAUCAGUUUGAAGCAAGAAAACACAUUCCAUUUUUUUUUUUUUUUUUUGGCUUAUUAGCAAAGCAUUUAAAAGAUAAUGUCACAUCACUGUUAUAUCCUCUAUACUAAUCCACACACAAUCUGUAGGAUCCAUUGGUAACUGGCAAUAACAGACUUCGGCUCUGAUAGACGGCGUGCGGUGACGGUUAGACUGGAAUUGUCGUGCCUAACACUGCCAUGUGACAAAUUUCAGAUGUAACGCAGUAGACCAAUAAACAACUCUAAUACCUCCUCAGUCUUCUCAAAGCAACAACGACCUGCUCUGGGUUCAAGGACCAUGUUGACUGCUCCGAACAUGAAGUCCUCUGGGCUGCACAGGUGUACAUAUUUAACUCAAGAAA
This is a messenger RNA of Seriola aureovittata, 3156 nucleotides long. It is a transcript of the gene abi1a, whose product is annotated as abl-interactor 1a. Gene Ontology annotation, molecular function: SH3 domain binding. Lineage: Eukaryota; Metazoa; Chordata; Actinopteri; Carangiformes; Carangidae. The record is from RefSeq and is a predicted model, not a curated record. Bases 71 to 1819 code for a protein of 582 amino acids. The transcript is spliced from 12 exons. Gene Ontology annotation, cellular component: intracellular anatomical structure; lamellipodium.